UGCUUUCCAAAUCAAGAAUGCACAGCUGCGCAUGCGUGUGAUGUCCAUCGACCGUGAAUCGGUGUAGUGUGGGAGCGCAGUCGAAGGAUCCGAGGGCUGUUUUGUGGAAGCGCCUCAGACAUGGAUGGGACAGAGAGGAGUAGGAAGAGCGGCGCUGGUUCGCAAGCUGAACUGCCCGUGAUGGAACUCAACGGAAAAGAUAAGAGCGGCGCGCCAGCAGACAGAGUCACACUAAAGAAAGAAAUCGGACUUCUCAGCGCCUGUGCCAUUAUAAUUGGCAACAUCAUCGGUUCUGGCAUCUUCAUCUCCCCUAAGGGAGUCCUGGAGCAUGCUGGGUCCGUGGGCCUGUCCCUCAUCGUGUGGGUGUGUGGAGGGGGCAUCUGUGCCCUGGGAUCCAUGUGCUACGCCGAGCUGGGUGUCACCAUCCCCAAGUCGGGGGGAGACUACUCCUACGUCACGGAGAUAUUCGGAGGCCUGGUGGGGUUCUUGCUCCUGUGGAGCGCUGUGCUCAUCAUGUAUCCCACCACCCUGGCUGUGAUUGCUCUCACCUUCUCCAACUACGUUCUGCAGCCCGUCUUCCAGAACUGUGUGCCUCCAUACUUAGCCAUCAGGCUACUCUCGACCACCUGUAUUUUGUUCCUGACGUGGGUGAACUGUUCCAGUGUUCGCUGGGCCACCAGGAUCCAGGACUUCUUCACCGUGGGAAAGCUUCUGGCCCUGGUCCUGAUUAUCAUUGUGGGACUGGUUCAGAUAUGCAGAGGUCACUAUGAUGCUCUGAGACCCAGUCAGGCGUUUGAGUUCACACGGGACCCAUCCGUAGGGCAGAUAGCCCUGGCCUUCCUCCAGGCUUCCUUCGCCUUCAGUGGAUGGAACUUCCUCAACUACGUCACAGAGGAGGUGGUUGAGCCGCGCAAGAACCUACCCAGAGCCAUCUACAUCUCCAUCCCAUUGGUGACGUUAGUCUACACAAUGACCAAUAUAGCCUACUUCUCCUCCAUGACCCCUGAGGAGCUGCUGGCGUCCAAUGCCGUGGCUGUGACGUUUGGUGAGAAGUUACUGGGUAUGUUCUCCUGGGUGAUGCCCAUCUCUGUAGCUCUGUCCACCUUUGGGGGGAUCAACGGCUACCUCUUCACCUCUUCCAGGUUGUGUUUCUCUGGGGCCAGAGAGGGACAUCUGCCCUACCUGCUGGCUAUGAUUCACCUGAAGAACUGCACUCCUAUUCCUGCCCUCUUAGUCUGUUGCACAGCCACCAUCGUGAUUCUGUGUAUCGGAGAGACCCAUAAUCUCAUCAACUACGUCUCCUUCAUUAACUUCCUGUCCUAUGGGGUGACCAUUGCUGGUCUCCUGUACUAUCGAUGGAAGAAACCCAACAUCCUGCGUCCCAUCAAGGUGAGCGUACUGAUCCCUGUCAGUUACCUGGUGUUCUGGGCCGUGCUGCUGGGGUUCAGCCUGUACUCGGAGCCCGUAGUUUGUGGCAUGGGGAUUGUGAUCAUGCUGACUGGUGUACCUGUCUACUUCGUCGGGGUCCACUGGAAGAACAAGCCUAAAUUUGUCUACAACAUCGUGGAGUGCGUGACCUACGUGGGCCAGAAGCUAUGUUUUGUGGUCUUCCCCCAAGAGGACCUCUCAGAGAUAUCCCCCCUCACAGCCCCCAACAAACACAAAGACUGACCCUGCUGCCUGUCUUCUGGGGACUAGUUAAAACACAACGACUGACCCUGCUGCCUGUCUUCUGGGGACUAGUUAAAACACAACGACUGACCCUGCCACCUGUCUUCUGGGGACUAGUUAAAACACAACAACUGACCCUGCCGCCUGUCUUCUGGGGACUAGUUAAAACACAACGACUGACCCUGCCACCUGUCUUCUGGGGACUAGUUAAAACACAACAACUGACCCUGCCGCCUGUCUUCUGGGGACUAGUUAAAACACAACAACUGACCCUGCUGCCUGUCUUCUGGGGACUAGUUAAAACACAACGACUGACCCUGCCACCUGUCUUCUGGGGACUAGUUAAAACACAACAACUGACCCUGCCGCCUGUCUUCUGGGGACUAGUUAAAACACAACAACUGACCCUGCCGCCUGUCUUCUGGGGACUAGUUAAAACACAACAACUGACCCUGCCACCUGUCUUCUGGGGACUAGUUAAAACACAACGACUGACCCUGCUGCCUGUCUUCUGGGGACUAGUUAAAACACAACGACUGACCCUGCCACCUGUCUUCUGGGGACUAGUUAAAACACAACAACUGACCCUGCUGCCUUUCUUCUGGGGACUAGUUAAAACACAACGACUGACCCUGCUGCCUGUCUUCCUGGGACUAGUUUGACCUCCAUUAGCUUCUUCUGGUUUCGUUCAACUCCUGGUGCUCCUGAUUGGCAGUCUUACCCACCAUGCACUGCUUCCUUGAGGGCCCCCAGGCGCCUGUUGUUUGCUCAAACGCGUCCCAACCACUGAGGCCCUGAAAAUUCCAAGUAAAGCUAGGAAACCACACUGUUUGAAAACGGACCUCCUCUUUCACAAGGAACUUUUUGCACUCCGAUUGGUUUUCAGGGAGUUUUGUUCUCAAUUUUGUCUUUUGUUUUUGAAUAUUCUAUUGUGCCUUACCAGUGGGAAAAUGUUUGUUGUUUUGUUGAUUAAUUAUUAAUUUACUUAAAUGUCCCACUGCUUCCUGAGACUUCCAUGAACCUGACUGACCUACUCAUAUUGUUUGGUGUUGCCAGGAGAGGGGGAGUGUGGUACCCUAUUCCCUUUGUAGUGCACUACUUUGGACCAGAGCUCAUGAGGAAUAGGGCGCCUUUGGGGAUGCUCACAAUCUCGUUGUGGAGGAGAGAUACAAUGGAAACACCCUGAAGCGUUCCUCAGAGAUAAGAAAAUAAUUCCAGCACUUGCUCAACUUGCUUUUUAGUCCAAGUGCCUGAGACAUUUGUGCUUUAUCUUUCCAAGUCCUUGUAGCUCAUUGUGAUGUUUGGCUAGACAAAGUCAGCAAUGGGCUUGACUAGAGGCCACCUGCCUCUAGACUCACCUGCCUCACUUUUCAAGGAAAUUCUAAACGUAAAGAUGCGUGUUCCAAACCAGACGCCAUUAAGUUACAUUAGUCACUAGAACUUUGUCGUUGAGGCACUUGCGAUGUCCACAACUAUGAAGGCCAGAGGAUUAGCCCUGUUCUCUCUAGAUAUAUUUCAGUCUGACAGUAUUUCCUGCAGGACUCCCUGUUUAGUCCAUUGCUUUUCCCACCUGCUGUCCAGGGAAUGCAGAUGAGGAUUCAUUUUUAUCGGUGUGGCCCAUAGCAGCUGUCAGACAGCUGGGGUUCUGAUGUUCUGCACUUGGAUGGUUCUGCAGGGUUCUUUAAAUGCAUGGGUUGGUAAUUAUGGUAACUACACUAGUUAAAUGAAGCCAGGCGUCUUGUCCACCUACAGCCAGCACUGCCAAUCAUCAGAGCAAUGCAUUGUUGGGUUAUACCGACACUACAGACAAUGUCCCAGGCAGUACUUUGUCAUGGCUUCAAUGCCUCAUGCCAUGGCAUCUCAUUGGUGGAAGAAGUGAUGCAUCCAGGUCAAAUACACAAGAAGUGACCUCCAUUAAGCCUGGAAGUGACCUCUGUUAAGCCUGGAAGUGACCUCCAUUAAGCCUAGUUCUUUCCGUUUUUGGGGCUUUAAUUUGUCCCUGUGAUGGAUUGGCUGUCACUCAUGCAUCUGAAUUGUUAAAUGUCAACAACACGCAUUUGACUGAAUCCUUCCCUAAAGGUCCCUGAUCAAUGGAAAGUGACUGUUAAGAUUAUUUCAGUUAAUUAUAUUAGACUUAUAUUAUACUCUCACACACACACUCACACACGCACACGCACACACAUACACACACACACACACACACACAUACACACACACAUACACACACACACAUACACACACACAUACACACACACACACACACACAUUUACCUUUUACUAUCUUGAUAUUAUUCCCAUUUUUAAAUCCUAUUUCCUUAAACUUAUAACUAACCCCAACCCGUAAUCUUCUGACCUUAAUUCUAACCAUAACCUCUUACCAUAAGCUUAACCCUGGAAUUGAGAACAUCCUGGAGACGGCCCGGCGCGAGUUAAGACAGGAUGGGUUUUAUUCAACUUUUUAUUUGAUAUUUUUGUUCCUACCUGGAAAAUAAAACAUGCCCACAGGUUUUAUUCUGUUUCAAAUGCCACCCUAUUCUCUAUAAGGCCAUUUGGUACACACUAAUGUACAACGCUGUUUCCCAAAAAAUGACGCUGCGCAAAAUGUAAAUAAAAACAGAAUGCAAUGAUGUGCAAAUCAUUUAUCUCAAUAUUUUAUGGAAAAUGGUUGCGUUUGGUUGGUGGUCCAGUUCGGGGUCCCCGCCAAAUGUUUUCAAUGGGUGAUAGGUCUGGACUGCAGGCAGCCCGGUUUAGCCCUGAAAAAUAUGUUGCC
This is a messenger RNA of Esox lucius (northern pike), 4441 nucleotides long. It is a transcript of the gene slc7a10a, whose product is annotated as solute carrier family 7 member 10a. Bases 121 to 1671 code for a protein of 516 amino acids. The record is from RefSeq and is a predicted model, not a curated record. Gene Ontology annotation, molecular function: neutral L-amino acid transmembrane transporter activity; L-amino acid transmembrane transporter activity. The transcript has 11 exons. Gene Ontology annotation, cellular component: membrane. Gene Ontology annotation, biological process: D-alanine transmembrane transport; amino acid transmembrane transport; D-serine transmembrane transport. Lineage: Eukaryota; Metazoa; Chordata; Actinopteri; Esociformes; Esocidae.